GACCUUUCUGUUGCUUAUUUUCUGGCUGUAGAACAUUUUAAGCAUGCUGCCCGUUUAGUUUCCAGCAAACUGGGAACUCCUGUGGCAGGUGUUUCUCCCGUUGUGGAGGCUUCAUCGUCAGAAGUCACUACAGAUCAAGCAGUUCCUUCUCAGGGCCCAAUUAUCUUAUCUGCAGUGGUCAGCAAAUCAAGUCUGCCAUCAGUUAAACCAACUGAAGAUAGAGAGAGGAGAUCUACAUUGCCCAAAUUAAAUGUUGAUAGCCGUAAACUGAGGAGGUUGAUCCGGCCUCGUAUUGGAAAGCCUGACGAGCCCAUGGGAGACAGAGAAAUGCCAGAAGUUGAGGGGUCAAAUAAUGAUGGGAAGCCUGCAUCCUCUCAUAAUUUAGAAACUCAAGGAAGCCUCAUGCUAGUGACAAAUGCUACUGUCUGUAAAUGCCUUGCUUCUUCCACCUCUUCUGAGUUACAAGGAGAGACACUCAUUCAACAUGGCACCACAUCUGAUGUGGCAGCGCCAGCACUGAAGAAGUCCAAAGCCUUAGAUUUUCCACAAGAAGGUGCUGAAGGACAAACUGCUGCUGCUUUUGAAAACGUGGAAACUUGCCCUGUCAUGGAAGAACCUUCAGAUGCAGAAAUGAUUGAUGCUACCGAGAAGGAUGACGUGGAGACGGUUGGGGAGCAGGAUGAGGAGCCAAAGAUAGGUGGCACAAAUCAAAUCGAGUUGCAGAAUGAGAGCAAUGAUUUUUUGGAGGAUAUAGGUUAUAAGCAGAAUGAAUCAGAGGGGAUCUUUGAUGAUGAGACCAAGGAAGUUGCUGCUGAGCAGGACAUAUCAGGAAGUGAACGAGAAGAGGGAGAGCUGGUUCCCGACUUCGCAGAUGUUGAAAGUGGUGGUAAUAUGUCUAGCCUAAUGGAGAGCCAAGAAAUUGGAGAAAACCAGACUGAGCCUACUGUGAGUUCACCUCCUGUAGUUGCUGAUGAGGAAGGUCUAGUUUCUGCUACCAUGGACUCUGGAGACACUAGUUCUCCCCAUGUUCUGGUUGAUGAAGCUGAUGUGAUGGGAGCAAAUGCUGAUGAGGGUGCAGCAGACGAUUCCAAUGAAGGUAACAGCUCGGUUGCAAUGGAAGCGGAUCAGAACCUUGAAGCUCUACCUCUUCUAGAUCCUACUAGUGAGAGAAGAUCAACAGGUACUGGUGCAGAAGGUGGUGUCUCGAAACAAAGUAGUCCCCCAAGUGUCGCAGAAGAAACUCAAGAAGCAAACCAGUUAUCCCAGUAGUCCCCCAAGUGUUCCUUCUUCUCUGAUUAGAGGUCGUGGAACAGCAGCUCGUGGUCGUGGUGGGCAGGGUGGUGGUCGUGGACAGAGCUCUGGUUGACAUCGAUAACCUUUGGCAACAGACGGGAAUUUGAACACUUCAUAAUGCGUAAAUUAGUUUUGAAGUAUCAAGAGGUCUUGGAGUAGUAUAAAGUAGGGCUGGGAAAAGGAUUUUUAUAGAAGUUUCCAUUACUUUUUUGCCUGUAAGAUUUACCUGGGAAUAUCAACAACUGCCUUAAAGUGAACUCAUUGAGUCCCAAACAAACUUAGGAAACAAAGUUAUGGCGUCUGAUAUUGUAGUUUAAACUUACCUUGGUUGCGUAACUGGAUAGAAGAUCGAUGAAUGUGAUACGUUGGUGAC
Messenger RNA from Rhododendron vialii, 1666 nucleotides. RefSeq lists its product as uncharacterized. Lineage: Eukaryota; Viridiplantae; Streptophyta; Magnoliopsida; Ericales; Ericaceae. The transcript has 2 exons. Bases 313 to 1269 code for a protein of 318 amino acids. The record is from RefSeq and is a predicted model, not a curated record.